GACACCGCUACAACAAAACGGCAUAUUGCCUCUUUAAAGAAGAGACUCUAAAGGCCACACCCUGCUCUGGAUUCUGCUGGUUUUUGCACUCUUAUCAUUAGACUAAUUUAUGUGGGGCAGGGAUUUUGGCCCUGUAGGCACCACUGUAAUACAAAUAAUAUGUUGCCCAGUACCAGGUGCUUUUAGAGGGCUAGAUAUAGUAAAUUGUAUUUAUGAUUGUGACAACCAGUUAUUUGAACAUUUCUGAAAUAGUUUUCUUCACAAAUAACUGCCUGAAACCAAAUCUCAAUCUCCUGGCUAAACAAAUGCAUGAAAAGUCCCUAGACAUUCAAGUCUCACCUAUCCUUUGAGGAAAGAUCAGCUGAGAAUGACCAACUUCCUUUUAAAUCUUUGUUUCCUUUUAGCUUAAUGGUCUUAGUCAUAUACCUUGUGCACUGUGUAGUCUGUUGUGGUAUGUGGGUCAGUGUCAGUGGGACUACAUAACAUAAGUCUCAGCAAUUUGCCUUCCCUGUCUGUCCCAAGCGAUUCCUUAUAUAAUGUUAACUUAGUCUAAUUCAAAUAAAUAUUGUGUUGCUUCAUUACCUUAAUAGUUGUAGUUGCAACUGGGGCUGGUCCUGUGAAUCUUUUGUAAAGAUGACCUCUGAGAUGAUCUUUAGAUGAAAGCUAGUACAUACAGAGUGCAUAUGUUAGUAAGUGUCUUCUUUCGAAGUCGGCAUUCAUGUUUUGUUCCGGUCAAGUUUGUCCUGCAAUAGAUGCUUUCUAAAUGGUGGAGAACCAUAAAAGAGGGUUGGACUAGAUGACCUCUUGAGGUCCCUUCCAACUCUGAUAUUCUAUGAUUCUAUGAAAAGGCAUCGGGUCAACAAUUUUUUUUGCAAAUCACAGAUUUAAAGGUGCAUUUUCAUAUUUCUUUUGUAGAUCUCAGCUUGGACUUUUUUCUCUUUGAUUUGUUUUCCUUUAAUGAAAUUGCGUUCAGUUUCUGAUGAAGAACAGCCAGGGGUGUAUGUGCCAGGAAUUUCUGCCGAAGGAAAUUUAAGAACAAGACAUGUGGUAAAGGGUCGAAAAAGCGAAGCUAAGCUGAAGGUCCCUGGAGCUGCUCCUUCUGUUUCCAUGGAUCCAUUUAAAAGCACAGGAGACCCAACAGGGCAGCAGGUCACUAAUGAAGGCGGAGUGAAGAGUGCUUCUUUAAAGGAUUUAUGUCCCGAGGACAAGAGACGCAUUGCCAACUUAAUUAAAGAACUUGCCAGGGUAAGUGAGGAAAAGGAAGAGACAGAGGAGCGACUGAGAGCAGAACAGGAGUCAUUUGAGAAGAAGAUCAGACAACUAGAGGAGCAGAAUGAACUUAUCAUCAAGGAAAGGGAAGCUCUUCAGCAGCAGUACAGAGAAUGCCAGGAACUCCUGAGCCUAUAUCAGAAGUAUCUAUCUGAACAGCAAGAAAAGCUGACUGUCUCUCUCUCCGAGCUUGGGGCUGCCAAGCUGAAGGAGCAGCAGGUGGCCAACAAGAAGAGUCCGUGCCAGCUACCACCUUUGGAACUGGAUGGUUCUUAUUUAAGUAUAGUUAGACCACAAACGUUAUACAAGAACAAUAAAGCAUCACAGUCGGGAAGUCCAGCCCUGUUUUCAGUACCUCCGCACUGUAGAAAUAAUCAUGCUCAUGAGACCACAGCCCACUACAACCAACAGGAGGUUCUGAAUGAAUGUCCAGUGGAAAAUGGCUUGCACAGAAAAUGUAACAAUAUGAUGCUGUCAGCAAAGGAAAGGGGCCCAUACCACACACAAAUGGCUCCUGAUGUGGGCCAGAGAAUGAGUGAAUUUCAGAACACUUGUCCUCACCAAAUGAGUCAUUGGGCUUGUAUGCAGCCAGGAAGGUUGGAGAACAUUCAGGAUAGCCAAAAGGUCAGCCAUGUACCCAAAAGACAUUCUGGGCCGCUUCAUGAAACCUGUGAUUACUCUAGGCUUUCUCGAGUUUCUGGGAUGAAUGACAGUGUGGACUCUGGAGCAAAAGAAACAGAGCGUAGUAAAAGGCUGUCUGAGGAAAGAAGACAGCAGCUUCUGCUGCAGAAAAUGGAGCUGGAAGUUGAAAAGGAACGUCUCCAGCAGUUGCUUGCUAAACAGGAAGCAAAACUACUUCUGAAGCAGCAACAGCUACACCAAUCCAGGCUGGAUUACAAUAGAUUUAAGGGCAACGUUUUUGAUUCAGAAGUGGUCACUGAUGAAGCACCAGGCGGGCCAGGAGGACCAACCCUUAUGACGAAUGGCACUGGCAUGGGGCUAAGCUUUCCAGUGUCUAAGUAUGAAGAUUGCCUUCCCAAAACACCGGCACUAGGCAAAGCGUCCAAAACACCAGGGAGCAGUGGCGGGAGCAGUUUGGGAAGGAGAACAGUUGGCUUUAGUGCAAACGUGGAAGAAGGAGCCAUGUGGAUGCAUGGAAAGAAGGAAACCAGCAGGUCUAGAAGAGGGACAGCGUCAGGAUCUAGAAAGGAUGCAGCUACAUCUCCUGUACUGACAGGCAGCAGAAAAGAGCUUGUAACCACAGCCACAUCACCAAUCCAGCAUGACACAUCACGGUAUGAGGCCUCCCUUAUUGAGUUGGUUGAAGCAAUGAGUCCAGUCACUGCCCCAGGACACCGCUCCGGAGAGGCUUACGACUGGAAGAAAUCCCACACCCCUCGGAAUGGGAGCCCCAGAAAACCUGCAUGGUGCCAAGGCCCGCAUGGUACCCGAAGCGAAAUGGAGGAGCUCGAGGAGAGCCGGAUCCUGGAGGAUAUUUUCUUCAUUUGAUGAGGCUCACUACUCUGCAGCCCUUCUGUAGGAUUUUUAGGACCUUGUUCCUGUUUCUGCUCUGGGAUUUGUUAAUCCCAGUAUCACUUUUAAAUUAUUUGAUUGACAAAUGAUUGUCUCCCUCCUCGCCAAGGAGUUCGUACAGUAGCUUCCUCUUUCACUUAGAAUUUAGUAAUCAUGCUGCGAGAAUAACAUUUUUUUUUUCUUUUUGAACAGUCCAAUCAGAAGGUGUUAGUAAAUUUUGGGUAAACUUUUCUUGUGCCAAGCAAUUAUUCUAAAAUAUAAUUAAAUCCACAACAUUUUGGAGUCGAUUGAAGCCAUAGCUUAGCCAGCCCUCAUAUGAGAAGUAUAUUUCAUUAUCGAUUUUUUUAGCUAUAAAGCAGUUUGCAAGAGCUGCAGAACACAGAAGAACCACUGCAUUUCAAUUAGAUUAUUUCUAAUUAAAAAGCAGCCUGUUUAAAACCUAACAAUGUUACAAAGGUACAAGCACUUGAAUAUUAUUUCCAAUGAUUCUGUGAUCUACCAUUGCCUUCAGCAUUCUGAUAUUUACCGUGCUGAGAUUUUAGGGGGCAUAUACUCAGCUCAGCUGUAUAAUGUCUAAUAACAUUAAUGGAUGUUGCAGGGUUAAUGCACUGUGCAUCUGUUUGAAAAUAGUCUUCCUUAAAUCAGUGCUAUUUGACAUAGUGUAUAUGCUGGGAACCCUAUUGCCAACUCCUUAAAUAUCUCAUACAACCAGGCAAUGUACAGGUCCAAACUGUAUUUGAUGUGCUCUUCAAAAUGAGAUAUAUAGUAGUUAUAGAGUAAGAACAGUCUUAAGGCAUUUUCACUAACUUGCACUAUUUUGAUACCGUUUCCAGGUUCCAUUGUAAAUAAGACAAAUCCGUAAUUAUUUCUACUAGCAGCUCGUAAUGCACGUUUCCCUGCCGGCUUUAAUUAUUAAUGCUCUAUCUAUUUCAGUUUAUUUAAACGCACUCCCAUCUACUUCAUGCACUUGGUUAUUUAAAGAAAUGUGCAGAAUUGGUAAAAAUGACUGCAGAUUACAGGAUGAAUGGACAUUUUCUGCACAAUGCAGUGUUCAUAUUUUAUUGGAACAUUGUAGCCACUGGCAUGUGUUCCUAGAAAGAUGAAGCUGAAAUAUUCCUUUCACACAAUAAAAGUGCAGCUAGAGAAAGUCAGAAUCACAACGGUAUAGACACGUUCUAGGUUAUUUGUUUCCAACCUCUGGUAUAUGGACCAGUACUGCUUUUUCAGUCUUUUGUGACUGGUCUUCCAGGCUCCUGCUCCAUACCUCCAUGGUGGCGAGCCCCUGGACUUGUCCCUGAUGCACUGCUGUUGUCUGCCUCCCAUGCACUUGUGCAUGCACCAAUCCCCAGUGCCACCCUGUCCCUCAGUGGAGCUGGCAAGACUUGGCGAUGAGACCCAAGCUGUUCUCUGGCUGGCACAUGCACACCGUACAGUGUGUGGAACAUGUAUUCAUUGAGACCAAGAUGUGAGGAGUUGAAACCUUAUAACUGAUCAUUUUUCAAGGCAUUUCUGGGAAUUAUGGGGUGGGCAUCCUUUCCCUUGAGGAGCCCCACCUGUUAAGCUACCUAGGCUGGGUGGCAGCGGAUUAGCUUUUGCAGCGUCGUGGGGCAGAUGGAAUUUUGUGAAGGCCAACAGCAGCACAGGGCCCCUAUAGUGAGGAACUAAAAAGGGGGAUGGGGAGGGAAAUACCACGGCCUACAUUAUUCCAGACAAUUUUUUCUGAUCUAAUGUUAUGUACAAAGUAGCUGAUGUCCUUUUCUUGCAUCACAGCUGAAUUUUAAAAGCUUUUUGGAAAAGUACAAGAACAGGAGAUAGAAGUAGUUUUCCUGCACCAGUGAGCCUGGUGAGAAACUGUCCCCAUAGACAUUUGUUUCUCUCCAGCCAUUCCUAUGGAGAUUUACGGUCUCUAUCGGUAUCCUGCCAUUACAUGUAUCUGCUCCUUAAUCCACUGGGGACAAGCUUUGUCCAGAGAAUUCUGUCCUAAGGUCCCACAGACCUGGCAAGUGACCCAUCACUGGACUGUCUGGGGGAGUCUUUCUCGAGCGUCCUUCAUGUUUCUGCUCCUUGGGCACAGGGGAUCAAGUUUAACAUAGUUCGCUUUGGCCUUAGAAAGAAAGGGAAACAUUCAGGAGAGGCAGCUGGUAUUUGGGGGAAACAAGGAGGGAAUAGACAAUAGGACAUGGGUUUGGAUUUUUUUUAAAGAUUUGGCUUUUGUAAAAGAAAUGCUUCUCUGGGUCUAGACCAAAUGCGAGCCUUCAGUUUCUGUCUGGGUCUAGACCGAACACCUUCAAUUUCUGUUCUUCUCCAGAUUGACUGUAACUGUAAUUGCCUUUUUUAACAAACACUAACAGCAAACAUGACAUUUGAAAGGUGCCUCGGCGUACACAUUCCGGAAUUCUGCAAUGAGCAUGGUGCUCUCUAGAGCUUCAUGGGUGCCAAUAUUUAACCACGCUCAGAUUUUUAAUUAUCCUUUUUGUCCGUUAAUUAUUUUAACUCUGAUGGUGUUUUUGUCUUGAAUCUGUAUUUUGGUAAUAAUGGUAUUUUAAAUGGACAUUGCCAAGGUUUGGGGCCUCAAACAUGACCACCUCUUCAUCCGUAGGAGCUAUACAUGAAGCAUGUUUUAGCAAAGAAUUCUGGAAUGAAGAGGUUUAAAAUUAUCUUGUUGGGAAAGACCUCCAGUAAACAUGAACCCGGAGAGGCUACUAAUUUGGUAGAUCCUAAAGAAACAGACCGUCUUCAGUUGGCCCUAUUGCUGUAGUUAGCAGCAGCAGACUAAGAAUAGGGUUAGCAGUCAAUGUAAGCAAAUAUAUUUUGCCACAAGGCACUACAAAGUUAAAGUUAUUAAAACAUUUAUAGCCUUGGAAGAAAAUCAAUUGUUGUCAAAUAGAAAAGGACAAAAUCAGUAGUUGGGGUGGGGAGGGGAAUUAUUUUCCAUCUGCUAAAACAAUAGAGGAAAUGCAAAAAUUAAACUAGCAAAAGCAAUCGCACGACAGUGUCCUUUUAAGUUUAAACUCCUAUAUUAGCCCCCUCUCGGGAGAUACUCCAGCCCUAGAUUUUGUCCAGAGUCUCCCAGAUAACACGCUUCAGCAUCACAUAAGGCGGUGUCUUACAGGAAGCUUGUGGGGUAACACAUCUCCUACUAAGAUUACUCUCCAUGCCUUGACUUUGUGUUUCUACCUGAAUGACUUGUAUUGCCAACACCUGCUGUGUUUGUGUGGUCAUCUCUCUUGCACACUCUGUAAGCAGAGGAUCUGUAAACAAUCACGCUUUCAUUCUACUUCCUAGCCUCUCUGGUUCUACUUGGUGAAUCCUGUCUUAAACCCAAGCAUAUAUUUAUAUAUGUGUGUGAGGUUUUAAUUUAAUAAAUUAUCUGCCUUUUUUUUUUUCAUUUAAUCUUUCAGAGCUUCAUUUAUUGCAUUAUCUUUUCCUUUGUUUUGUCCAGCAUGGGUCAGGACUCUCCAUUGUUAGAUAUUUUGGUAACCUUCAACACCAUUGAUGAUGAGGUGCUGCCCACUUAUCUGUGGGCCCUAACAGCGUGGGCAAGUCCAGUAGGGAAGCUUUGUUCAUUUUUUCUUUCAGAGAUCCCAGAAAAGGACAAAGUGCCCCACAGUUCUUCCCCAAGAGCACUUGUUUUUGUAUUGUCCCACAGGGACCAAUCUUAUCACCCUCUUCAACGUGUUUGUGACAUCAUUGGGGGAGACGGUGGGAGGCUAUGGACUGAAAUGUCGGCAGUAUGCUGAUGACACCUAGCUCUGUCUCUACUCAGCAAGCCCUGAUGCCAUUGCUGUCCUAGUACGUAGUGAGGUUAGGUACCUGUAAAAUAGCUGGUUUAGGCUUACCCAAGCAUAACAGCCUAUGUCAUGGGAUUGAAUUUGGGACCUUCAUCUCCAAACGCACAGGCCUCUGGCAUUAGAGCUAAAGAAUAACUCCAUUAGCUGAUAGUAGCAUAAGUUUUAUCUGACAUGUGGGCCAGCCAUUAAAGGCGGGACACAACAUGCUUAGCCAGUGUGUUACACCAAGGAAGGUGGAGGUGAUGCUUAUUGGCAGAAGGCAGUGAAAAUGCCCUCAAUCAAAGAGCUUUGUUCAUGGGUUGUCAGUUGUCAUUCGAUCUCUGGGUCCUGCUGGGCUCAUCUCUGCUUCUACAUUCCCAGAAAGGACCAGUGGCCUGAAAUGUCUUCAGCUGGCCUACCAGUUGCAUCCUGUCCUCUGUGAUGCAAAGGCAGUCCAUGCCUUUGUCACUUCAUGGAAAGAAGGCUGUAUGCUCUACCUUGGGCUGCCCAGGAAGCGUAGCUAUUGCAGAAAUUGUUGGUCAGCCUUCUAAGUAGGAAGGACUCAGGAGAGCACAUCAUACCGAAUACUCUGACCUACAAUCGAAUUCCCUAUCCACUUACAAGACAACCUCCAACUGUUGGUCAGUAUUUACACAACCCUAAAUGGUAUAUGAUUUAGCUAUUUUGGUGAGACCUUGUCCCUUAUAAUGUACUAACUUCUGAGGACACUGCUUUACAGUCCUCAGGAAUGAACGCAAGGUGUUUGUUGGUUGUGUUUUCAGUAGAUAGCUCUUAGCUAUGGAGGUCACUCCCUGAUCUGUUAGAGCCUGAUCCUUGCAGGUUGCAAUGCAAGGCUGUGUAGGCUUUUUUCUGACUCUGUUGGAUCCCCUCUAGCAAGUGGCUCCUGGCUGGCUGUCCCUCUGCCCCAUCCCACAUCCUAGUAAGGGCUAGCAUUCCCCCAAGACAGUGAUAUCCGAUGCGAGGAGAGUAUUGACCUAAAUUUGGGGAGACUAUUAAAUAAGCUAUGAAAAUGCACCAAGAUAAUAGUGCUGGGAGCUUUCAGAAAUACAUCUGGGAGUAGAUAAUUCCCAUAGCAUCCUGACAGGCUUGACAAGCGAAGCACACACAGCAGCACUGAACUACAACCACUUCUGGGGUGUAAUCAGCAACUCCGCAAUAAUUGGCUCUGUACAACGGUGACAGGAGGGGAAAUGUUGGUUAUGAAUACCAAGGCAAUCGCGUGAUCUUGUGGAAAGCGCCAUGAAGUUUUUAAUAUCUACAUAGAUGAGAUACUUUUUAAGGUCUUAUCCUGAAGAAGUCUCACAUGGUUUAAUGGACCUCUGUGUGUCUUCUUCAGAAGGAGGAGUGGCAAAGCUGUAUCUCCCAUCUUUUGAAUCCAUGGCUCUGGUGGGGAUCUAGGUAUUUCAAACCUAAUACUUGUACAGCAAAGCCAUCCCUUCUGGUGAGAUCAUGGGCCAUAAGUAGGCAUUUCUUUUGAUUGAGAUAACAGAAACCAAGUAUACUGCCAUAUUCUUUCUCCUCUAUUCAACAGCGUCCAACUAAUUAUUAUUAAUUUGUAUCACCAUAGUGCCUAGGAGUGCCAGUCCAGGUGCUGUACAAAAACAGAACAACAGAACAGAUGCUGUCCCAGAGAGCUCACAAUCUAUGUAUAGAACAAGAGGAGACAAAUGGAUACAGACGACCAAUGAAGGAGUGCAAGGGAACAAUGAGACAAUAUUGGUCUCCAUGACAGGCAGUGGUCUCAGCACAUCAACAGCCUAACCAUUGUCAAGUUUUCUGUGGGCAUCAUGGAAAAGAAGAGUUUAGAGGAGGGCUUUGAAGAAGGAUGAUUUAAUUUUACAGAGAUUUACGGGGUGCUCCUCCCAAGCAUGAGGAGCUGCAGGAGAGAAAACACACAGAAAGGGAGGUAUGACUACAGUUAAUAGAAGGGCAUGAAUAUCAAGGAAGAGG
Molecule: messenger RNA, 8543 nt
Organism: Trachemys scripta elegans
Lineage: Eukaryota; Metazoa; Chordata; Testudines; Emydidae
Product: KIAA1328 ortholog
Exons: 10
Coding region: 958-2778 (606 amino acids)
Source: RefSeq, a predicted model, not a curated record